Messenger RNA from Hydra vulgaris (swiftwater hydra), 1271 nucleotides. RefSeq names its product WD repeat-containing protein 74. The record is from RefSeq and is a predicted model, not a curated record. Gene Ontology annotation, molecular function: protein binding. Gene Ontology annotation, cellular component: nucleolus; preribosome, large subunit precursor. Gene Ontology annotation, biological process: ribosomal large subunit biogenesis. NCBI's taxonomy places the organism in Eukaryota, Metazoa, Cnidaria, Hydrozoa, Anthoathecata, Hydridae.
AGGAAUUGUCAAGAUUUAGGCAGCCUCGGCUAUAAACCUGUCUCUGGCUAUAGUUUAUCAAACCUAGCCCCGGCUCUGGACAAAUGCCUUGUUUGCUUACCUUUUGAAAGACUAAGAAAUGUCAGCAACAGAAAAUAAAAAGUAUGAUUUAUGGCUUGGCAGUGACCUUGGCUUGCUGAAAGGAGUUGUACUUUCUAAAGAUUCUUUCGUAAAUUAUGGUGAUAUAAAAACCUUAGAUAAAGCUCAAAGUAUAUCGUGCAUGUCUUGGCAAAAAUUUGAUAAACAAAAUUCUUUACUUGUUGGACUUCAAAAUGGUGUUGUUAAAAUAUUUGAUUGUUCAACUUGUUGUUAUACAUCUACAUUGAAUAGUCAUAAAUCACCAAUUAGAGGUAUUAUUGGUAUGACAGAUGGUUCAAUUGUUUCAUGUGUUGAAAGUGGUAAGUUACAACAUUGGAAAGAUGGAGCUAAUAUUUUUGAAAAAGAUCUUGGUCCAGAUAUUAAAUGUAUGGUACCAAGUAAUACACCUGAAAUAUUUGCUACUGGAGGAAUAGAAAAUGAUGUGAAGGUUUAUCAACUUGAAAAUAUGGAGAAGCCAUUAUUUGUUGCAAAAAAUGUUAGAAAUGAUUUUUUGAAUCUCCGAUCGCCAAUAUGGAUUUCUGCUAUAGAGUUUUUUAAAAAAGACUCCAACAAAUUAGCUGUUGCUUCUGGUCAUCAUACAGUACGCAUAUAUGAUCAACGUGACAAGCGAAGGCCUGUUAUGACAACUGAUUGGCAUGAACACCCUAUUACAGCUAUAGCGUUAAAGCCUAAUAAUGCAUCUUUAAUAGUUGGUAAUAGUGCAGGUUAUAUGGGUGAAUUGGAUUUACGGAGUAAUAAACAAGUUGGUGCUUUUAAAGGAAAUGCUGGUAGCAUUCGUAGUAUUAUUUAUCAUCCAUCGCAACCACUUAUUGCAGCUUGCGGUUUGGAUAGAUUUUUAAAAAUAUAUGAUGCCAAUUCAAGAAAACUUAUUAAAAAGAUAUACACAAAAUCAGCUCUUAACUGCAUGGUUAUGAGUUCAUCACAAAUACAAGUAUCAGCUGCAGUUCUCGGAGAAAAGAGAGAAGCAGAAGAUGAACUGGAUGACGAAGAAGAGGAAAAAAUAUGGAGUUCUAUGGAGCCAGUAAAAUCAACCAAAGAUACUGUAACGAAGGUUACUGGCAGUAAAAAAAAGAAAGCAAAAAAGAAAUAAGUUUAUAUAUAUGUACUAAAAUAUAUAUUUUUUGUAAUUCUUA